Rattus rattus (black rat) is the source of this 2097-nucleotide messenger RNA. It is a transcript of the gene Usf1, whose product is annotated as upstream transcription factor 1. NCBI's taxonomy places the organism in Eukaryota, Metazoa, Chordata, Mammalia, Rodentia, Muridae. The transcript is spliced from 10 exons. The record is from RefSeq and is a predicted model, not a curated record. Gene Ontology annotation, molecular function: protein dimerization activity; DNA-binding transcription factor activity, RNA polymerase II-specific; RNA polymerase II cis-regulatory region sequence-specific DNA binding. Gene Ontology annotation, biological process: regulation of transcription by RNA polymerase II. The coding region runs from base 366 to 1322 and encodes 318 amino acids.
CUGGGCGGGUCGGGGACACACUUCCGCCCCUCACCAAUAUGGCCGCAGGCUGGGACUGCGCAUGAGCAGCUGUCUAUGGAGAGACCUAGAUCCAAAGACGGAGAACGCUGCCGGGGGAAAUUGGCGACUGAAGCGGCCUGGGCCGGCCAGCCUUGCCAUCAGAAUUGGGGGAGCUGACUGCCCUUUGUGGAUGAUUGGUUUAUCUCCUGGUUGCGUCUUCUUGGAGCCUGGGACGCCUGUUCAGUUGCUUUGCCUCACUGCAGACUCUGAUUCCCACCAGGAUUUAGCAUUCAGGCCUUGGAGUCAGGAGAUACAAGGUCCUCCAAAAAAAGACCAGCGCCUCGGAUGAGCCCCCUCACAGAGAGAUGAAGGGGCAGCAGAAAACAGCCGAAACCGAAGAGGGGACGGUGCAGAUUCAGGAAGGUGCAGUGGCUACUGGAGAGGACCCAACUAGUGUAGCUAUCGCCAGCAUCCAAUCAGCUGCCACUUUCCCCGACCCCAACGUGGGCACGUCUUCCGAACUGAGAAUGGGGGGCCAGGUGAUGUACAGGGUGAUCCAGGUGUCUGAGGGGCAGCUGGAUGGCCAGACAGAGGGCUCUGGCGCUAUCAGUGGCUACCCUGCCACUCAGUCUAUGACUCAGGCAGUGAUCCAGGGGGCUUUCACCAGUGAUGAUGCUGUUGACGCGGAGGGGACAGCUGCCGAGACACACUACACUUACUUCCCCAGCACCGCAGUGGGAGAUGGGUCAGGGGGUACGACAUCUGGGAGUACAACCGCUGUGGUCACCACCCAGGGCUCAGAGGCACUGCUGGGGCAGGCAACCCCGCCCAGCACAGGCCAAUUCUUCGUGAUGAUGUCACCACAAGAAGUGUUACAGGGAGGGAGCCAGCGGUCGAUUGCCCCCAGGACCCACCCUUAUUCCCCGAAGUCAGAGGCUCCCAGGACAACUCGAGAUGAGAAACGGAGGGCUCAACAUAACGAAGUGGAGCGCCGCCGCCGGGACAAGAUCAACAACUGGAUUGUACAGCUGUCCAAAAUCAUCCCAGACUGCUCUAUGGAGAGCACCAAGUCUGGCCAGAGUAAGGGUGGAAUCCUGUCCAAAGCCUGUGACUAUAUCCAGGAGCUACGUCAGAGCAACCACCGGUUGUCUGAAGAGCUGCAGGGGUUAGAUCAGUUGCAGCUGGACAAUGACGUGCUUCGACAACAGGUCAGGCUAAUUCCAGGACGGCCCCCUUGGCACCCUGUAGCUGCUGACCCAGUUUGGAUUCCCUGGAAAACACUUACGUUGUCCUUCUCCACCAUGGCUGUCAGGCUGACUUGAUGGCUCAGCAGCGACACUGUUUUUUUUCCUAAUUAUUUCCGUUAUUGCCUUCUUUCUGUGCAGGUGGAAGAUCUUAAAAACAAGAACCUGCUACUACGAGCUCAGUUACGGCACCACGGAUUAGAGGUCGUCAUCAAGAAUGACAGCAACUAACUGUGGGGACUCAGGGGCUUUGGGCCCGAGAACUGCACAUAGCCCAGGAGCAACAGGCUGACCCCAUGCCCCUCCCCUUCACUGCCUACUUCUGGCGUGGAACUCGGGGGAGUUGGGCAAGUGUGAUUUUGAACUGAGGCCUGUGGCAUGGCAGUCUGCAGUGAGUGCUGGGAAACCGUGUGGACACGCACCGCCAGCCUUGCCUGCCCCCACCGCGCAGUCCCCGGGCCCUGGUGCUCCUUUGGCACACUGCAUGUGCUGUCUCCUUGGUGGACACUGGACACACGAAAUCUGGGCUCGCCGCGUGCUUGCUUAGAGUGCCUGGCAGAGGGUCUGUGGGCCGAGUACUUCACUGGUUCUUCCUUUCUCUGAAGCAGAAGUUAAGAUACAUACCUGGUUACUCUGGGGAGCAGGCUUACUCAAGAGGUGGGGAAGGAUGCUAGCUGGCUGCUCUCCCAGGAGUAGAGGGGGCAGUGAGCAGCCGAAGCCUCUGCAGAAGGCCCUGGAGUCAGGGAGAGCUAUAGGCAGGGCGGGUUCACGGAGAGCCCGCCCUGUUCCAGGGGUGGUUCUUUUUAUUUCUUUACUUUUUUUUUUUUUAAAGAUAAAAUUGUUUAGAGCCACA